Molecule: messenger RNA, 1114 nt
Organism: Fragaria vesca subsp. vesca
Lineage: Eukaryota; Viridiplantae; Streptophyta; Magnoliopsida; Rosales; Rosaceae
Product: chloride conductance regulatory protein ICln-like
Exons: 8
Coding region: 190-867 (225 amino acids)
Biological process (GO): mRNA cis splicing, via spliceosome; chloride transport; cell volume homeostasis
Cellular component (GO): cytosol; methylosome; pICln-Sm protein complex
Source: RefSeq, a predicted model, not a curated record
AAUUAAAAUGGCGGUAUUUUAUGGCCUGGAAAAGAAAAGUGGCGCUCUAAAAGACUAAAACCUCUCAGGUCUACUAAAACCCUAGAAAAUUUGAGAACGCAAAUUCGUUCUCUUCUCUCUGUGGACAACGAGAGCUCCCUUCUUCGAUCCGACUUCAGUGCCCAGGAAGAGCCUGAGUAAGCAAGCAAAAUGAGUCAAGGGAUUAGAGAAUUCACUGCCAUAGUCGAGAGGGAUGGUGUUCACCAACCAGUUCUGGAUGCACAGAAUGGCGAGGAGCUGAUGCAUGUCCAGCCUGGAGUUUCUAUUGUCCUUGGUAGUCACCCUCCUGAGUCCCCUGGCACUCUCUAUAUCUCCACCAAGCAAGUGGUUUGGUUGAGUGAUACCAACAGGACCAAAGGUUAUGCGGUGGACUUCCUGUCUAUAUCACUGCAUGCUGUCUCCAGGGACCCAGAGGCGUACACGUCUCCUUGCAUAUAUGCUCAGAUUGAAACUGGAGCUGAUGAAGAUGAGUCGGAGGGCUCAGAUGAAGAAUGCAAUGGUGUUUUGGUUCUGUCCAAGAUCACUGAAAUGAGGCUUGUCCCUUCCGAUCCUAAUCAAUUGGAUUCUUUGUUUGAUGUAUUCUGUGAGUGUGCUGAGCUAAAUCCUGAACCAAUUGAAGACAAUGAAGAAGAAGAGCAUAAUUGGAUUUUCAGUGCUGACCAGUUGGAAGAUGAGGCAACAGGAGAUGAUUCUGAGCCUUCAAUUGCAAUUGGGCAAUCUAAUGGGGAUCAUGACCUAGCUCGUACUGUGCUUGAGCUUCAGAUCAAUGACCAACGCUUUGAGGAUGCAGAAGAGAUGGAGCAUGAGGCUGACAGUGCACGACACUGAGUUUCUUCCUCCUAUCAACAUACCAUCUUCAAAGUUCAAACCUUUAACCCGGUCAAUUAUGCCUAUGCCCAGGAGUCUUGCUGUAUAUGUGAAGAGAUCGUAACUUGUUGUCUUGUCGAAGUACUGGCCUCUAUGUAUUUGGUUUAUAGAAUCUCUGGGAAAAUUUUACCAAAGGAUUCCUUUGAUAAUGUUGCAGAUUGUUUCUGGAUUAUUAUAAACCCAAUUUCCGACAGUGUGUUAGCGUUCU